AUGUAUGAGGGCACUGUUGGCCCAAUUGAGGGAGCGUCCGACUCUGUGGACCCACCUCUUUCAUUUGACAUUCUAUCGGGAUUUAUCACCCGCUUUGACUGUGUUUCUGAUGAUUCAGUUAUGGAUUUGAGCAUUUACGAGUAUUCGUCUGUCUCUUAUGACGAUGUUUCGUUAUUUGCACCUUAUUCACUUACUUCACAGAUAUUUGAUAUAAAUGAUGAAAUUGCACAACCCAAUUCAGAUAGAGACUCUUUUGAUCACGACUCUGAUCCCAUAGAUGAGAGAGUUUCACCCGUUAUAGGGGAUGUAGAGAUUAUUGAUUUUGGCACAAAUGAUCAGCCUAGAGAACUGAAGAUUGAGUGGUUGGCUAACGUCGUCCCUGUUCCAAAAAAGGACGGCAAAGUCAGGGUUUGUGUUGAUUUUAGAGACCUUAAUAAAGCCAGCCCUAAAGAUGACUUUUCUCUCCCACACAUUGAUCUGUUGGUCGACGGCACAGCAGGCCAUUCAAUGUUGUCCUUCAUGGAUGGGUUUUCAGGGUAUAAUCAGAUUUUGAUGGCUUCAGAGGAUAUGGAAAAGACAGCUUUUAUUACUGAGUUGGGUACUUACUGUUACAAGGUUAUGCCAUUUGGGUUGAAGAAUGCCGGAGCCACUUAUCAGCGAGCCGUCACUACUUUAUUUCAUGACAUGAUGCAUAAGGAUGUUGAGGUGUAUGUCGAUGAUAUGAUUGUGAAAUCCCGAGUGCCUCCCAUGCCAGGGCGUCCACUUCUUUUAUAUCUGUCAGUUUCAGACAUGGCCUUGGGGUGUAUGCUAGCUCAGCUGGAUGACUCAGGAAAUGAGCGAGUUAUCUACUAUCUGACGCUAGUAUGGACUACCAGGAGGUUGAGGCAUUACAUGACAGAGUAUUCAGUGCACUUGAUUUCCCGUCUUGAUCCAUUGAGAUACUUGUUUGAUAGACCUGCUUUGGCUGGUAGACUGAUGAGAUGGUUAGUGCUUCUUACAGAAUUUGAUAUUCAUUACGUCUCUCAGAAAUCCAUUAAGGGAAGCAUUGUUGCGGAUCAUUUAGCGUCUUUACCAAUAAUCGAGAGUAGGCCAAUUGAUGAUGAUUUUCCAGAUGAGGAGUUUGGUGAUCACAUCCCGAGAUCUGUUCGUUUAACAUUUCCUGAUUACCAUCCCACCACAAAUAAUAUUGUUGAGUACGAGGCAUGUAUCCUCGGUUUAGAGACUGCAUUAGAGCUUGGCAUCACACAGAUGGAUGUACUUGGUGAUUCCAAUCUAGUGCUCAGGCAGGUUUGGGGUGACUGGAAGACUAGAGACGCGAAGUUGAAGCCAUACCAUGCCUACUUAGAGUUAUUGAUUGAGAAAUUUGAAGAGUUGAAAUACAUUCAUCUCUCUAGAGCACAUAAUCAGUUUGUUGAUGCUUUGGCUACCCUAGCUUCUACAGUUGAUAUUCCAACUAAUGUAAUAGUUCGUCCUUUACUAAUUGAGACUAGAUCUGCGCCCGCAUAUUGUCAUUUGAUUGAUGAGACAGAGAUCCAAGAUGACCUACCAUGGUUUCAUGACAUUCGUCAAUUUCUUAGAUCUGGCACAUACCUUGAAGCUGCGACAGCCAAGGAUCGGAGAGCAUUGAGGCAGUUAGCCACUAGAUUUGUGAUAUGUGGAGAGACCUUAUACAGACGAUCAGUUGAUGGGAUAUUACUAUUAUGUUUGGAUCGAGCUUCUUCAGAUCGACUGAUGAGAGAGGUUCAUGCAGGAGUUUGUGGUCCUCAUAUGGGUGGACACAUGUUAACCCAUAAGAUCAUGAGGGCUGGCUAUUUUUGGUUGACCAUGGAGACAGAUUGUUGCCAGUUUGUUUAG
This is a messenger RNA of Vitis riparia (riverbank grape), 1854 nucleotides long. RefSeq lists its product as uncharacterized. Lineage: Eukaryota; Viridiplantae; Streptophyta; Magnoliopsida; Vitales; Vitaceae. Bases 1 to 1854 code for a protein of 617 amino acids. The transcript has 5 exons. Gene Ontology annotation, molecular function: nucleic acid binding; RNA-DNA hybrid ribonuclease activity. The record is from RefSeq and is a predicted model, not a curated record.